AUGGCACACCAAGCGACUGACAAUGACUCGGAGUCGUGGAAUCCUGCAUCACGGCCCGAGAACAAUAGCACUCCUGUUACUAUGAGCUCGAUCGAGGGUGGAUUGUCUGAGCCAAUUGCGGCGGAUAAGCCAAAGGACCUCGCCGAUGCCAUGUCUCCACAGAGUGAGGAUUUCUCUGCGUGGGAUAUAUCCGAUGAGGUAGACGCGAUUCAGUCUCAACACACGGGCUUGGACAUGCUAGUGAACAAUGCAUCACCAGCGGUAGACCAGGCCGUUUGUCUAGACACGGAUUCCGUCGAUAAGAAGACCAGUCAAAUCCCCGAUCAGACGACCGAAGCGGUUCAUACACCUAUCGCGCCAUCUAUUGAGACUGCAGAUGCCAUCCUAAAACCGACCCUGCCAGAAACUCAGCCCGCGCAGCUAGUUCAGACCGAAUCAUCUCCAGUCCAAUCCGAUGUCGAGGGUAAUAAUAGUUUCUCGACCACUAUAGACGAGCCACUCUCUAUUCCAACCGGAAGCUCUGAUACUACCGUUCCCACUGUCGCACCUGGACAAGAAACUACUGCGGAGUCGACGUUUGUGAAAGAGACUACACCAUCAAAGGAGGGACAAACAACAGCACCCGAGCCUACUUUGGACACUUUUAAACAUGAAUAUACCACAGCGUCCACCCCCACUGAAGAACUGUUCCCACAAACAGACGGGGAGAAUGCCGAUUCGGAGGAUCCCUGGACUAGCUUUGAGAAGGACCUUGGCAAUACUCUGCCCUCCGCCGAAGAGGCUACACCUGAAGAAAUCUCCCAUGCUAUCCCAGAGUUUGCAUCGACCUCUCAAAUCCAGAAUAGUGAUGAGCCAAAGUUUGUAGAAGAAGGUAUCCGUCCAUCGCCAGAGAAAACGGCAUCCGCGGGUGCGAAAUUUGUCGAGGAGAGUACUGGUGUGUUCACCUCCACCGAAGAGGGCAUUGCUCCAACCGAAAAUGAGCAACAUGAUCUCGUGUCUCGCUCGGUAAAUGUCGAAUCUCAGAAUACCGAUUCAAAGCCUCCUAUCGCGGAGGCCUUUGCGCCGACCAACGCUACCCAUCCAGAUCCGGCUGCAGUUCACGCGGAUACAAACAUUAGAGAUCAAGCUUUCUGGGAAAACGAGCGGAGCGGUGAAGUCGAUUCUGAUGAGGAUGACUUCUUUAACCAACUCAACACUCAGACAAAGCCUAUCUUCGCGGAAGCGGAGUCCAGGUUCGAGGAAGGGGUCCCAUUGUUGGAUGAAUCUACACCGGCUUCGCCUCAGCACCAACAGAAGGAAGAGAAAUCUAUCGAAAGUGUGUUUUCUAAUGAUGAAAACGACGCAGAUGGCUUCUUCAGCUCGACCCCAAAGGCAGAGGGAAAGAAUGACGAUGAGGAUCUCUUCGGCUCUACUUCAAAGGAAGAGGCUGAGGAGCAACCCGCCGUUCAUCUCACCCGAAAGAGCACGUCUCAGGCUUUGGAAUCGGCUGGGUUUCCUAUUGACUCACCAGUUAGUGACACUUCGGCUGCAGCGCAGUUCGAUGAUGCCCUGAAGGCUGCGUCCUUACAGCCCAAGACAACAGCCGAUCCAUCGGAGGAAGAGCUAGCGGCACGAUGGGAAGCCGAGCUAGCCGAUUUACCGGAGGAUGAUCUCGCGGCUCGUUGGGAGGCGGCAUUGGACGAUGACGAUAUGCUGCUCGAGACCGAAACCGCCCAGCCUAUCUCUGCACAGGAGGAUAUUCAUCAAACUCCUGUUGAACCUACCAACAAUGGUCUGUCGGCUGGCUUGAAUAGUCCCUUCCAGACCCCUCAGACCUUUUCUCAGCCAAGGCCUGUUCCUAGCAUAUACACACCCCACCAACCGUCCACUGGUGAUCUGUUGCAGGGUGUUCCUCUACCAGGAACUGCGCCGCCAGCCACAGCUGCAAUGUCAUCAUACUUCUCGCAGCCACCGCCGAAUCCUGUGGCAACCAGGGGAGAUAGUUUUGCUGAGCGGCCAAAAGAGGGUUACAAAUCACCUUACGACCUUCCAGAUGAUAUCCGACCCCGAAAGCCGGUCGCUACCCACAAGCCUACUCCUCCAGCAGUGACAAGUAUGCCUCCACCCCCUCCGCCAGCUCCCCCCUCAGCUGUUGCUGCUCCCCCUGCGCCCAAGAAUUUCUACGAGGAACUUCCUCUGGCACCACCACGGUCUAGACCUGCCAGCUCAGGUCGGUACACCCCUAAUCCGCAGGCGGCGCCGACGAUGAUCGGAUCGUCUCUUCCUCCUCCCCAAGUUCAAUAUGCUGCUCCCGCACCACCGGCCCCACAGCCCUUGGCGCUCCCAAUCCAAUCCACACUCCAGCCACCUGAACAGCUGGAUCCGUAUGCUAGGCUAGCAUCGAGUGCCCCGGCCGGACCUCCUGCCGUUGCAAGGUACUCUCCUCAGCCCCCUGGCUUGCAAGCACCCUCAAAGCCACCUUCAUUGCCAGUAUAUUCCCCUGCGCCCCCUCCCACCUCUUCAGGUCGCAGUCGAUAUGCCUCACAGCCACUCAAUGUCCCUGGCCAAAAUUUGCCUUUCCAGCCACGGACAUCAAGUCCGCUUGCACACCAUGAAAAGGUUUCUUACCAACCCGAUCAAGCACAAAAGCCACCAUCUCUCGAGCCUGCGAUCAAUCUUUCACCGCGCGUGCCCGGAGCUGGCUUCGGACAAAUCCCACCUGGCGCUCCGCAAUAUCUCAAUGGUCCUGCCAGUCUACCACGGAGAGAAAGUGCGGGCUCACCAGUGCAGUCAUCUCCACCUCAGAGUCGGUAUGCUCCUCAAGAAUAUCUCAAUGAAUUCGCCCAGCGUCUUGCGCCGGCUCCACCUGCUCCCUCAACGAAUGUAUACAUGUCUCCACCGCCUAGCGAUAUCCAGAUGGGUCCUCUUCGCAGGUCCCAGACCCAAUCACCUGCCCGGGACUCGACGAGCCCGCGUUCCUACGGACAGAACAUCGAUACUCUCCAAAGGCCGGCUUCGGUGCAAGUUUCAGGCUCGCCUACUAAAACCGUGAAUCCGUAUGCUCCUAUGCAGGCUGCUUCACAGCCCCGGGCUCCCACCCAGCACCUGGAAUUUAUUGCCCCCAAUGAUGGACAGGAGCAUGAUCCCUUGGAGCGAUGGAAGGGUGCUCCGAUCUUUAAAUUCGGGUUCGGUGGAGCUGUGGUAUCUUGCUUCCCCAAGCACAUUCCUCGCUACUCUGUUGGCCAAGUGGCGCCAAUGAUUCAACCCACUCUUGGCGAACCGAAGAUCUCCCAGCUGAGUCAAUGGCUGCCCUCUUCUGAUACCAUUGUCCAACACCCUGGGCCUCUCAAGGUAAAAUCGAAGAAGAAGGACUUGAUUGCUUGGCUUUCUAGCAAGAUUGCGGCGUUUGAAAAUUCGGACCUUCCAAGUUACGAACAAGUUCGGUCCGAUACGCACAAACGCCAGGAGGAAAAAACCCUCCUUUGGAAGGUUGUCAAGCUUCUGGUGGAGAAUGACGGUAAUCUGGAGAGUUCCCCUGAGAUCCAGCAGUCUCUCCGUCGGAUCAUCUUCCCCAACUUACCCGACCCCGACGCAGACGGAUCAUACACCAGCAGCUUAGCUGCCUUGGGAGGAUUUGCCCCUUCGGAAAUGCCUUCGCAGCCUGAUGCUCUUGAUGCACAAUGGUUGGAAGAGCUUCGCCUACACUUGAUCCGUGGUGAUCGAGAGAAGGCCGUAUGGAGCGCUGUCGACCGACGUCUUUGGGGACAUGCGAUGAUCAUCUCAUCCACUAUGGAUAGGUCUAUCUCGAAACAGGUCACGCAGGAGUUUGUCCGUCGCGAGGUCAGAUCCAAAGGCGCAAACACCGAGUCAAUUGCAGCCCUUUAUGAAAUCUUCGCUGGCAACAUCGAAGAAAGCAUUGACGAACUUGUACCCCCGUCUGCCCGAGCAGGGCUGCAGCUGAUUAGCAAGGCCGAUGGCCAGGGCUCCACUAAGAAUGCUCUUGAGGGCUUAGACAAGUGGAAGGAUACCCUGGGACUAAUUUUGAGUAACCGAAGCUCUGAGGAUCACCAGGCACUGCUUUCCCUUGGCCGCCUGCUUAAUUCUUAUGGACGGACAGAGGCGGCUCACAUUUGUUACAUCUUCUCGCGUGCUGCUGUGUUCGGUGGCCCCGAUGAUCCACAUGCCAACAUCGUUCUCCUUGGUGCUGACCAUCAGCGUUGCCCUUCUUCCUUGAUGGACGAAGACGCUAUCUUGCUGACUGAGGCUUAUGAGUAUGCCACCUCAGUUCUCGGCAACUCCCCAACGGCCAGUCUGCCACAUCUGUUGGCCUUCAAGAUAUUGAAUGCCAGGUGCCUCGUAGACCAGGGUCGCAAUUCAGAAGCGCAAGGCUAUUGUGACGCAGUGGCGUCAGCAUUGAAAGCAACCACUCGUCCCUCGCCGUACUAUCACCAACAUCUCUUUGCGGAAGUCGAAGAGCUGUCUGCACGUUUGCGCCAAACAACCAGCGAUACUGGCUCUUGGAUCUCGAGACCAAGUAUGGAGAAGGUCUCUGGGUCUAUGUGGGCUCGUUUCAAUAGCUUUGUGGCAGGUGAAGAAAGUGAUGCUGCGUCGACUGGAUCCGGGAAGGGUGGCGAGCAAGCGGAAUUCGGUCCUUUUGCAAACAUCGCUGGCACCCCAACAAUCAGCCGCUCACCUUCUGUAUCUGACAUCUACGGGUCUUAUCCUGGAGCAGGAGCAGGAGCGCAGCCUAUUGCCACCAGCGGCCCGUCCAAGUAUCACCCAUCGAGCCAAUAUGCGCCCAAUGGCUCGCCCGAGCAGUUCAAGGGCCGAUCUUCAAUGGAUUCCCAGAGGUCUGCUUCAUACUUCCCGCCCGUUGGUCAGCGUCGAAGCUCACAAGAACUCUCGCCCUCGAUUGAUCAACAUAUGUCCUAUGGAGCCCCAAUGUAUGGGUCACCAAACGCGGGUGGAUAUCAACCAACACCACCCCAGUCCUCAUACAUUCCUCUUGCUCCGGUAGAAGAAGCUCUGUCUCCCGCUGAGGCUCCUUCAGCUGCACAGUCCAUGGUCAAUGGACUCUUUUACCAGCCUCCAGGACAGGCUGCCCCAUCCAGCGAAUCCCCAUAUUACCAAGGCCCUCCCGGUAUGCCAGCUGGUCCAGACUCAGAGUCACCCUACGCACCUCCCGUUGCUAGCUCAUCUUAUGAGCCGGUUUCUUACGAGCCGGUCGCGGCUGGUGUAGAUAUGGGCCAUGUUGCCGAGGAGGACGAUGUGCCACCUACCGCAGAGCAGCCAAAGAAGCGGUCAAUUAUGGACGACGAUGAUGACGAUCUUGCUGCCCGGGCAGCGGCUAUCCAAAAGGCGGAGAAUGAUCGCAAGGCAAAUGAAGCGUUCGCGAAAGCCGCCGAGGAAGAUGCCAAGAAGGGUGCUCAACAAUCUGGCAAGAAGGGCUGGUUCGGUGGUUGGUUCGGCGGACCUAAGAAAGAGGAAAAUAACUCCGGUGGUGGUCCCAUCAGAGCCAAACUUGGCGAAGAGAGCUCCUUUUACUACGACAAGGAUUUAAAGAAAUGGGUCAACAAAAAAGAUCCCGGUAGUAGCGCUCCAGUCCGCGCCACCCCUCCCCCUCCCCGAGGAUCCGCUCCCCCCAGUCGGACUGCGAGCUCGGGCAGCAUGCCACCAAACGGUACGCCUCCGAUGCCUGCAAUGCCCCCAAUGUCGGUCUCUGGGAGCCGUCCUCAAUCUUCCUCAACCGCCGCCCCGCCUUUCUUGUCAUCCAGUCCGGGCUUCUCUGGUCUCGCGCCUCGGUCCGUUUCCACGGGAGCGGCUAUGCCAACACCGCCUGGUAGUUCUAGCGGCCCGCCGCGGCCUUCUUCGUCUUUGACUCAUGCUAGCUCAAUCGACGAUUUGAUCGGUGCGCCUCAGGCGCGUAAGGGCAACACAGUUCGCGGCAAGAAGAAGGGCCGUUACGUUGACGUGAUGGCCCAAUAA
Messenger RNA from Penicillium robsamsonii, 5964 nucleotides. It is a transcript of the gene sec16, whose product is annotated as COPII coat assembly protein SEC16. Bases 1 to 5964 code for a protein of 1987 amino acids. The transcript is spliced from 3 exons. The record is from RefSeq and is a predicted model, not a curated record. Gene Ontology annotation, biological process: Golgi organization; autophagy; COPII vesicle coat assembly. Gene Ontology annotation, cellular component: ER to Golgi transport vesicle membrane; endoplasmic reticulum exit site. Lineage: Eukaryota; Fungi; Ascomycota; Eurotiomycetes; Eurotiales; Aspergillaceae.